AGGUCGAGGCAGACGGUCGCUUGCCCUAGUCGCGGAGCGGUCGCCACGCUCUCUACAUCCCUCGCUCGCUCGCUCGGUUCAUUCCGCCCUCGCGUGCACCCGCGCCGCUCGUGCUUAUCGCUCGUGCCGCCGCUCGCGUUCGCUGCUCCGCUGAUCGCUCGCGCUCUCCGUUAGCACCCAACGCGCGCUCCAGUAGCAGCGCGUUUCCCCACAUUUUUUGAAUACAGCCUACUGGGUUCAUGGCUUCGGCUACCCGCAAUGAGCGACUUUGUGGGACGCUUCCAGCAGGUGGACUGGGGUGUCCUCAAACGUGACACACACAUCCUCUUCACUAAACUCAUACGAACUAAAGACCCUCGCGAUCUGGAAACGAAUCAAAAUGGACCUGGCAAACAACGACUUUCGAGAUGUCUCAGUACUUUGGAUCUUACGUCCCUAGGCGUUGGUUCCUGUGUCGGCACAGGUAUGUACCUGGUUGCCGGCAUGGUGGCCAAGAAGUUCGCGGGUCCUGGCGUUGUAAUCAGUUUCAUCAUUGCGGCUUUGGCAUCGAUCUUUAGCGGUGCAUGCUACGCGGAAUUUGGUGUGCGAGUCCCCAACACCACCGGUUCCGCGUACAUGUAUAGCUACGUGACCGUUGGUGAAUUCGUAGCUUUCGUUAUCGGCUGGAACAUGGUCCUUGAAUACCUGAUCGGAACUAGUGCAUGCGCAAGGGCUCUGAGUGCUUGCAUCGACUCUCUCUUCGACGGCGCAAUCUCGGUGAAAAUGACAGAAAACAUCGGAACUAUAUUUGGCAAACCCCCUGACGUCUUGGCUUUCGGAAUAACGCUUAUGAUGAUGUUGAUCUUGAUCGCUGGAGUUCGGAAGUCCCUUUUCUUCAACAACCUGCUGAACGCCAUCAAUCUCAGCAUUUGGGUCUUCAUCAUGACAGCUGGCUUGUUCUACGUGGAUGUGUCGAACUGGACUGAACACAAUGGAUUCUUACCCUACGGAUGGAGCGGAGUAUUCACUGGAGCUGCAACGUGUUUCUAUGCCUUUAUUGGCUUCGACAUAAUUGCGACCACCGGCGAAGAGGCGAACAACCCCAAGCGAUCCAUCCCUCUGGCCAUCGUCUACAGCCUCGGCAUCAUCCUACUGGCAUACGUCUCUACUUCCAUGAUCCUAACUCUUAUUGUUCCGUACGACCAAGUGGAUACUGACUCGGCAUUGGUACAAAUGUUUGCCCAAGUGAAUGCGCCAACGUGCAAGUACAUCGUGGCUAUUGGUGCAUUGGCUGGUCUCACCGUGUCCAUGUUCGGAUCCAUGUUCCCGAUGCCCCGAAUCGUCUAUGCCAUGGCUAGCGAUGGCUUGAUCUUCCGACGACUGGCUGAGGUCUCCUUCAAAACUGGAAGCCCCUCUUUCGCGACUAUAUGCGGUGGUAUUGGUGCGGCAUUCGUGUCCCUGAUCGUGCAACUUGAAGUACUGGUGGAAAUGAUGAGCAUCGGUACUCUGCUGGCUUACACCCUGGUGUCUACCUGCGUACUGGUGCUCCGUUACCAACCCCGAACGACGAACCUGAUCGAACUGCUGCCCUCACACAUCCGGACUCCUGUCGACCCUGAAGGAACUGCUAGCGGUACCCGCGAAACGACCUUCACCGCCACGGCUCACAUCAUGCCAAGCCAGCGCGUCAUGGUCCGUCGAGUCACCAGAAGUUCACCUGACUCCGAUGACACCUUGCCUGGCGAUGAGAGUGAAGAAUACCGUGAUGACGCCUUCUUGGUCAGCUCCAACCCCGAAAACAACUACUACGUUGGCGCCGGAUCUUCUGGAAACUCCAGCUUCUGCAGCCGGUUCUUUACCGCAUUAGGCCGUCAGUUGCACUCGAUGAGCUACCUGUGCCCUGGACUCUUCCCCUGGGUAGACUGUGGACCCGCUACCGAUCUGAGUGGAUUAUUCGUCAUCAAGGCAGUUGGAGUCCUGUACCUGCUGAUAAUAGUCUUCGACAUGUUUGCUGCUUUCGGAAACCCUGGAACCUCUACAUUCACCAACGUAACCAUGUUGCUGCUCCUCCUGGGAAUCUUUGCUAUUCUGCUGAUGAUCUCCCGUCGACCACAGAACCGCGUUGCCCUGAUCUACACCACUCCCGGACUGCCCUUCGUGCCAACGAUUGCGAUCAUCGUGAACAUAUACUUGAUUCUGAACCUCUCUUACUUGACACUCGUACGAUUCACGUUCUGGAUGGUUAUUGGACUGGUGGUCUAUUUCAAAUACGGCAUCAUCAACUCAUCGAUGGAGAAAAAGGAUUCAGAUGAAACUGUCGAAGUCCCACCGGUCCCUAACCCUCUGGACCGCACCACGAUCCCUCCCCCCUCCCCCCACCAAUCACGACCCACCGGCGACCGAAAUAUCUUCGAAGGAGAUGGCAAUGAAGGACUCUAUGGAAACAUGGAGUAUAAUAACUCUUUACUAACCUGGCAUGAGUCAAAUCUGCCACCUGUGGCAUCUUCUAGCGGCUUUUCAACUCCAUCAUCCGGGAAUCGAAUGCAACCUAUGUAUAAUCCAACCCAACCAACCUACCGUCAAGCGGAGACACGUUACGAUGUGGACACAAACACGACCACCACGGCCCUUGGCCGACCACCAUGGGCUUACCCGGGCGCUGACGUCGCCAUCUAUGGAAACUGGGAGGACUAAACACCACCAUCAACGACUGUCGCUAUUCGUACGAUACCAGACUGAGCUCACGAUUAGGCUUUUCCCAUAUUUUAUCUCCCUAUUACGUAUAUUAUAUGUUUUAUUCGAAAUUUACAUAUAUAAUGGAAGUGUCUGUAUACUUGCUUUUAUUUAGGGUUUGAAAAAUCUUAAGGAAUGUGAAGGGGCCUUAGUACGAGUUUGCUAUACGUUUAAUGAGAUCGAGACGAGAGCGCUGGUUGGUUGGUUCAAUGAAGCCGGCCUAUCAGACCGCUGAAAGCGCGUAAAGGAAACUUGUACUAAGGCCCCUAAUCAAAUUGCGUGAUCAUCUUUAGAACUGAACAACACUCCUUUACAUUGUGAUACUUCAAUACUUUACUAAGGCAUCCUACACAAACAUCUGUAUGUAACUCAAAAUCAGCCUUAUCACAAUGCAAGCUAAGAUUUAAAAUCGUUUAAUUUACUUCCCAUUUUAUGUACAUAUAUAUAAACUUCUUGAGCAUAUACUGUAGCCAUAUUUAUAGUAGUGUUAUACCUAGCUUAUAUAUUUCUAGUAAACUCUUAUAAUAUACAUGUAUCAGUAUUAUAUGUAGUUUAUAUACUGUUUUAAUGAUUUUAACUAAGACCCUCGCUCUUUGCAAAUAUCUGGCGAUAACACAAGAUACUUAUAAAAAUCAUAUCUGUAACAAUGUUUUCUAUAAUAUAUGACUACAUAACACUAAAAUACCACUAUACGAGUACGAGGGUCUAUAUAUACAUAAUAUAUAUUUGCUAAUAAAUGUUUUAAUAUAUAAUAAUAAUAUCUAAACAUAUCACGAAUGAAUUUCUACUAUAUUUAUUUAUUGUUACCCAACAUUUUUCAGCUGUUAACAUUUUUAGUAGUUGUACCUACCUACAGAUAGUGGUACCUAUUUUGUAAACUAUAUUGUUUUUUUAUUUAAAUAACUAACGGUACCUAACUUCAUUAUUUUUGUAUCAAUUUUCUCCUGUUAAUAUUUUAAUGCAGCUCAAAUGUUGAAUAUUUGUAUCGUAUAUAUUUAAUUACUGUUUAUUUUUUAUAUAGGUAUAUCAGGCACAGGAUAAAGAAACAGCUGUUGACUUUAAAGCAACAAUAACCAACAAUUUAAAGUCCUCUUAAUUCAAUAUACUAAAAGCUGAAGGAUUAACUAGGACAUUAAUGUGGAAUUCGUUCAAGAAACAAUAAAACAUCAGUUUCCUCAACAAUAAAAUGGAAUUUAUAGUCAUCCCUGGUCCUCGUACCAUCGAGCGAGAAGUGUUUGCGACUCACGCCAGACAUGGUGGAUUCCACGGUCAUUCAUUCCGAUCGAACGUUUCAAAAUUGCCUGUUUUAAAUAUAUAUUUUUUGUUAUAUAUUUUUUAGUUUUUUCUAUAAAAAUAUUAUUAAAAAUGUGAUAUUUUAAGUAAUGUUUCAACUAUAAACUUAAUAUCUACGUAUAUUAUUAGAACUCUUCAGUAAUAUAUAUGUAUGUAUCGUUUUAUUUUGUUAUAUCAUUUAGGCUAUAACCUAUUUUUAGAAAAUAUUGCAUUGUAAUAUACUUACAUUUUCAAAUGUUUGCACUCUCCAACGGCCAGACAAGAUACCUGCGUAGCUGUUCGUGGUCUCACACUACCACUUUUGGAAAGUGUAAAUGUUGCCUACUGUAGAUAAAUUAUUUAUAAGUAGGUCUCAAGUAUUUCAGUACUUUAUGAAUUACUCGCUUCUUACAUAUUUUUAAAAUAAUUCUGCAUUUAAAACGAACCAAAUACUGGUUAAAUAUAAUUUAAACAAAACAACUAAACAAACGCUGUAACUUUUUAUAUUGAUUGCGCAAAAUUAAACUAUGAUUUUUAUACUAGGCGUUUUGUCAGAGGGCAAAAUUCCUUUUUGGAUGGCAAAAUUAUGAUAACAAUUGGUAAGGCCUUAAUGAUAAAUUUGUUGAUGUUGAAUAAAUAACUAGUAAUUGUUGGCUUGUUCAAGGCGACGUAUACGGCGCCUUGGAAUAAAUUGGUUUGUAAUUAUUGUUAAAGGGUCUGCUAACAGCUAAUUGAUGAGUUAUGACAAUGAAUUAGGGUUAUGUUCAUAUUCUUCUCACAGAAGAAUGGGAAGAACUGAUUAUUGGACUUGACAAUAUGAAUGAUCUCAACCGGCACCUGGUCUAUUUACAUUAUGUUCGACGUAAGCCCGAGACUCCAGCCAGUCCUGGGCACGCCCCAUGAGUCUAAGCUUACUUAGAAUGAGCAUGAGACAGCAUACUUCAACAACAGUGUCUGCGUGUCACCGCGCCACGCACAAAUAACUCAUAACAUCUGAAUAUUUAAGACGAUAAUGCUUCGAAGCGCUAUCUGCGAAGCGUUUAUAAAUCUGUCUCACGCCCAUUCUAGCCGGGACUACAACACCUACGUCCCGUUACUAAAAUAGAGAUGAUACUGAAUGAUACUCUCUUCUAAUAUAAUAGUAUUAAGGUAUGUUCUGUGUAAACACGCACGGUGUUACAGUAUCUGUUAGUAUUAAUGUGCUCCUUCUAUUUGACACAUUAUAAUUAACUUUCAAAGUCCGUGGCUCUGUGAUGGCUGGAACUUCAAGUUGAUUUAGGCCUACGUAAGGAAAGAAGUAAACUACACUUUGUUACAAGCCUGUUACAUGAAGCUAAUUCUGCAUACAUACCAUCAGAACAGUAAAAUAUUUUAAAUUUGUUAGGCUAUCCUUACCAUCAACAGAAGAGUUCCGGCCAAUCCAAAGCCAACGGCCACAUCUAAAUUGAUUUCGGGUUAUUCCAAAACAUGAUUACUGUGUCAAUAAAUAUUUUGGAUUCGCUAACAAAAUUACAACGCUCAAAAUUACUUUUAUAUUAUGUUAUUUUCAUAGAUAGUUCUUGCAAUUUUUAAUUAUAAAUUGUUGAUAUGAAGGAUGUAGCUCUAAGUCUUAAUUAAACGAUGUUAUUAAGGAUAUAUAUCUUUAGAUAAGUACUAAAAUUGUAAGCGUAGGACAGACUGUGUGGAAACGCUGUUGGACAUUCCGGCUUGGAAGGCCCAUUACUAAGAGACCAGUCACGCAGCUCAUGGGUCUGAUACUCAAGUGAUCUAGGUUUGAGCUUACAAUACCACCAGUUAGCUUUAUUACAACGUGUUGAAUUGACUUCAACCAGUCCAUCUUUGUGAAUCGGGAGUCCAUAACGUUGAACUACUUUGAAAAACAAACCAAGUAAUAGUGUACUAAAACGUAAUAGCCCUUCACAAAGUAAUUACUCCUAAAAUCGACGACAAAUAUCAUAACAAUGUCCAAUAUGCAAUACACACAGUUUGCUCUAAGCUUUAAAAUACAUUGAAAGGUUUACAUUGAAGGCACGGGGACAGUGGAGCUGGUAAAAAACGGUUUAGUAGCAAGAUUUUAGUUCGUUAAGGUUAGUUUCCCUUAGCCUUGAGUGGAGAUCGGUGUAUUUUAAAGUCC
This is a messenger RNA of Spodoptera frugiperda (fall armyworm), 6118 nucleotides long. RefSeq names its product probable cationic amino acid transporter. The transcript has 19 exons. NCBI's taxonomy places the organism in Eukaryota, Metazoa, Arthropoda, Insecta, Lepidoptera, Noctuidae. Gene Ontology annotation, cellular component: plasma membrane. The record is from RefSeq and is a predicted model, not a curated record. Gene Ontology annotation, molecular function: amino acid transmembrane transporter activity. The coding region runs from base 259 to 2673 and encodes 804 amino acids. Gene Ontology annotation, biological process: amino acid transport; transmembrane transport.